Molecule: messenger RNA, 999 nt
Organism: Cotesia congregata
Lineage: Eukaryota; Metazoa; Arthropoda; Insecta; Hymenoptera; Braconidae
Source: the annotation of a GenBank genome assembly
AUGUUUCAGAUCACACUUAUUCUCUUCGCCAUCAUCAUCGGUACCAACGGCAAAACCUAUAAUUGGAAGGACUGCGAUGAAACCAGCGAAAUCCCAUUCAAAUUCGAGGUCCAAUUCUCCAUAAAAACCCCCUCAAAAACAGUGAAAGAAAUUGAAACCGUGAACCGGACUGUAAAGUUCACAAUUGAAGUUACCAAGAAAAUAGUAUACAGUAAACUUUUGAUUACAACCACAAACAACGGCGUCGUAACCUUGGAUCGCACUUUGGCAAAAUUAAAUAUUUCGAACAAGGAAUUCAUCAGCGAUCACUUCUUCAAUAGUUCUGAGCACGGUAUAGUGAGUUCCGUCAAUAAAAUAAGAAUUAACUCCAAAGAAGGUCGUCGAUACAUUGAUUAUUCAACGAACAGUUCCGAUCCAAGUUGGGAUAAAAUUGUCGAGAGAAGAUACGAUAAUUAUGAUAACACAGAGCACACUGUUUUGAACUUUAAACCCAAUGGUACAGAAAUUCAUCGAACAAUAGAGACUGGGAACAGUGACGGAAGUAUAACCGUUCAACAUUCAAAGGAGACUAAGGAAGGCGAGACUUUUGUAACUUUUGAGCACUGUGUUGCGGAAAUCAACAGGAACAACUGGACUUCUUUCGACCAAUCAGUAUCAACUAUCUGCGGCGGAGAAACUAAAGCAGUUGUUAGAACGAUUGCAGUUUCCAAUUCUCAAAAUAAUUCUAUGGCUAUUGAUCACUUUGUUCAGGAAAAGGAUGUUAAUGGUGGUCAAAUUAAUGAGCGGAUCAGCGGGAUUGUUGCUGAUAAUGGCACUGUGCUCAGCUCGGAAUCAUUGGAAUCAAAAACAAACGUAAAAAGAGAUUUUGCUGCUUCAAAAGGGAUAAAGAAUCUCGCAAGAGUUCAUCUCAAGUUUAUUACGCUGCAAAAUAUUAAAAAAGAGCUGUCGAAUAUCGUUCAGAAGCUUCGGAAGGGUUGGAGUAUUUUUAGUGACCUGUAA